This is a messenger RNA of Daktulosphaira vitifoliae (grape phylloxera), 4832 nucleotides long. Its product is annotated as cyclic nucleotide-gated cation channel alpha-3. Gene Ontology annotation, cellular component: plasma membrane; intracellular cyclic nucleotide activated cation channel complex. Bases 511 to 3087 code for a protein of 858 amino acids. Gene Ontology annotation, molecular function: intracellularly cGMP-activated cation channel activity; protein-containing complex binding; cGMP binding. Lineage: Eukaryota; Metazoa; Arthropoda; Insecta; Hemiptera; Phylloxeridae. Gene Ontology annotation, biological process: monoatomic cation transmembrane transport. The record is from RefSeq and is a predicted model, not a curated record. The transcript is spliced from 12 exons.
GAUCGUCUAUAUUGUGACGUCGUCGGUCGGUUAUAGUAUUUCGCGUAUAUAACAAAUCUUAUAUAUUUUUUUAAUAAAUAUUGUUCGGAUUGUAUAUAUUAUUAGCUUCUGGUCAUUUGGAUUAUAUUAUUGUUAUUUUUUUUUGACCCUUUUGCAAACGGGAAGGGGUUAAAAAUAAGACAAUGUGUAUACUUUAGGCCUCUUUCAAGCUCAGUGAUUUAUUUUGCCGGCUGGACAUCGAACGAGGUCGUGGCUCACCUGAAGAGUAGACGGUUGUAAAAUGAACGUUCACCGAGACGUGUCUUCAUGUAAAAAUUGAAAAAUUUCCUAAGAAAAUAAAUUUGCUCGCAACAGCACAGCCGAAUCAGUUUGCACUGAGCAGCGAGACGGAUAUGACGAUCGAACCCGAAAUAAAUGAUUGGUGAAGCUGCACGCUCAUUAUGCGAUCCAUGCCACGACGGCUUAUAUUACGGUGGUGUCCGUCCUGCAAAGGGUACCUGAUACCAAGCCAUGCGGCUGGUUCAGAGUAUCGCGGGUCGACGUGAGUCCGGGGACACUCAGCCGGCCACUUCUACAAGCAGUACACGUUUGCUGUACCAUGGCCAGUCAGCGGACCUUGAACAGAUCAGCAUCGUAUCGUCUAACGCCACUCCAUCGCAAGUGACCUACGGUUCGGGUGUAGCCACAGCCAACGGUCCUCGCAUCGUUCCAGGUACAAUAACAAGCACUGGUCGAAUAGGAGAGCGUCUAAGUAUAUCCGGCUCGAGAUUGGACACAGCAAGUCCAGUGAGAUUUGGACCAAAAUCCAGUGCUGAAUCGCUAAGACAUUCUGCUGGUCGACAAAGUUUAUUGGAUUUAGUAGGAUGUAGAUUUGGCGUUGGUCGAAAACCACCUCAAACUUGCUUUUCCAAUUCACGUGAUUCAUUAACACCAACCUACACAAAUCGAACUGCUUGCCUGCCCAGUGGCAUUGCCAGCUCAGAUUCGGACAUCGCAACCAAAGCAAACAAAUCGUCGAACCGACCUAGCCGUGUUAAUUUUGACGGUGUCGCAACGGCCACGACUCCUACAGCCUCCAAUACCGGCCGGGCGUCUUACAACAAUGCUCGCGGCUCCAUCUGUUUCGACGGCGGCCGACAAAAGAAUGGAGGUCCUCGACAGUACCGAGACCGGUCCGUUGAACGGGCCAAAGGCAUACGAUGGUCCUUUGUAUUUGACCCGGCCGGUCAGCUCUGCUACUACUGGAACAUGGUGGUAUCGCUGGCAUUUCUAUAUAACUUUUGGGUAAUCAUCUAUAGAUUUGCGUUCUGUGAAAUAAACCGCAACACGAUCGUUGUUUGGUUCUGUUUGGAUUAUUUAUGUGAUCUAUUAUACGUCAUUGAUAUAUUGUUUCAUUUUCGAACUGGAUAUUUGGAAGAUGGAGUUUUGCAAACGGAUGCGGUAAAGCUGCGAAAUCACUAUAUGAACUCGACUACGUUCUACAUUGAUUGCCUGUGUCUAUUGCCGCUUGACUUUCUUUAUCUAUCCAUCGGGUUUAACUCUAUACUUCGAUCAUUCCGAAUUGUUAAGAUCUACCGAUUCUGGGCAUUUAUGGAUCGCACCGAAAGACACACAAAUUAUCCUAAUCUCAUCAGAUCAGGAAGUCUUAUUCAUUACCUUUUAGUUAUAUUUCACUGGAAUGGGUGUUUGUAUCAUAUAAUAUACAAAAAUAAUGGUUUCGGUAGCAAAAAUUGGGUAUAUACCGAUUCAGAUGCUGAGGAUACUGAUACAGUCAAACGAUAUUUACAAAGCUACUACUGGUGUACACUGGCUUUGACUACUAUCGGCGAUUUGCCUAAGCCUAGGAGCAAUGGAGAAUAUGCAUUUGUUAUUUGCCAAUUACUUUUUGGACUUCUUCUAUUCGCUACUGUACUUGGACAUGUAGCCAGCAUUGUGGUUAGUGUGAGCGCGGGGAGAAAAGAAUUUCAAGCUAAAUUGGAUGGUGUAAAAACAUACAUGCGAAUGCGAAGAGUACCAAAUCAUUUACAAACCAAAGUAAUUAAAUGGUUUGAUUAUCUCUGGUUAACACAAAAAUGUUCUGAUGAAGAAAGAGCCAUUAGUUGUUUGCCAGAUAAACUAAAAGCUGAAAUCGCAAUAAACGUUCAUUUAGACACGUUAAAAAGGGUAGAAAUAUUCCAAAAUACAGAAGCAGGUUUCCUUUGUGAAUUAGUUUUAAAAUUACGGCCUGUUCUGUUUUCUCCUGGUGAUUAUAUUUGUAGAAAAGGCGAAGUUGGUAAGGAAAUGUACAUAGUAAGUAGAGGAAAGUUGCAAGUUGUCACAGAUGAUGGAAAAUCAGUUUUAGCUGUUUUACGGGCGGGAUCUUACUUUGGUGAAAUUAGUAUUCUUAAUAUGGGCACAGCAGGAAAUAGAAGGACUGCAUCCGUCCGUUCAGUAGGAUACAGUGAUCUUUUUGUACUAUCAAAAAAAGACAUGUGGGACGUGCUCAAAGAAUAUCCCACAGCUAGAAUUAGAUUAGAAGCAAUAGCAACUAAGCGAUUGGAGAAAUAUAAGACGGAUCCAAGUCCUGAUGAUAAAUUAGAAGGCUUAGUCGGUAGGCGUUGUAAGUCAACUCCUGGAAUUGUUGAGAGUCAAAUAAAAGUUGAUGAAGAAAUGUGGAUGCAAUCUAAUGAAGCACUGUUAAGACCAACAACCACAUUCAAUCAUAAUAGAUCUUUAUUCAGUCCUACUGCAAGUCCUAGUUUCAGAUCAAACGCAGCAGCUACUUUAGAAUCUCCUUUAUCUAGUAAGUAUUCAUUGGAUCAAGAAAAUCACCAUCAUCAUGCUCAAGAAAAUCAAAAACCCACGGCUACAACUCCAAAUACAGACCCAUCUAUGGUUUCAGCGUUGAAAGCGGAAAUUAAUCGUCUUCAAGAACGCCUUAUAGCUGUUGAAACAGAAAAUUUAUACUUGAACAAAAAAGUUACUCAACAAAGAUGGGAUAUGGACCAUAGAUUAGCUGAAAUUGAGAUGCAAAUUUGUAAAGACGUGGGAAGCAGUGCUGACAGUAGUUGCGACGACAACGAAAGAAAUAAGGAGUCGAUAAUAUAAAAUAUUUUUGGAUUUAUAUUAAAUAAAUCCAUUUAUAAAAGACUGAUGUCAAUGUUAUUUUGGAUUAUUAUAAUUGUUACAAUGUAAAACUUUAUUUAUAAAAAUCAGGGUGAUAUUUAAUUUGUCAAACCCAAUAGUUUUAAUAAUAUAAUUGUGUGUAAUAUGUAUUUACCAUAAUUAAAGUUCUUGGUGCAACAACCCGAUAAGUCUAUUUCUUUAAUGUUUCAGGUAAAUCAAUUUUAUCAAUUUUUUUUUUCAUUAAAAUCAAUGGUAAAAUAUUUUAUCUAAAUUAAAUAUCUAUUCAAGUAAUUGAAAUAUAGGACUCGUUUUUCUACUAAAUUACGUAAAAAUGUCAUGUUUAUUCAAAAUUAGAAACAAUACAAUGCAUAAAAAAGUUAGACUUGUUUGGUUGUUAAAUCAAACCUAUCAAUUUGUACACGAUUUUAAGUUUUUUCUUUAGAAAAAGCGUAUUAAAGGCAAUAUCUUUGGUAUUAAAUCGUUCUAAAGUAUCAUAUUUUUUAAAAAACUUAAAAUUUCAUAAUUUGUAUCUUUUAUUAUUGGUAUACAUUCAAAGUACUUAUAUAUCAAAUGAAAUGAAUAUUAUAUCAAAUGAAAAAAACUAAAUUAGUUUGCAGUAAAAUUUAAAAGAGAAAAUUUGAAAUAUUUUGACAUUUAAGGGAAACAAAAUUUUAUAAUCAGUUAACAUUAAAAUUUAUUUUUGUUUGACUGUAAAAAUAGUUUUGUCUGAAAUAAAUAAUAGAAUUGGAAACCACAUAAAAUUACCGAUGAGUCAAUUCAAUCCUAAAUACCAAUGAAACUUAUUGCUUUUAACCAAAAGAAUUCACACCUAAUUCCUAUAAAUUAAUGAUGUAUAAAUAUAUACCUAUACAUCAUUUAUAUUCGUAUUUUAAAUAAUAACUACUUGUAUUUAUUUGAUAUAUAAUUUAUUUAAAAUCCAUUUAAUAAAAAGUAUUAUUAGUUUCAGUAUAUGGUACGUUAUUUUACUAUAAUAUCUAAUUAUAAAUAUUUGUCAUAUUUCUGAUAUUUAAAAAUUUAAACUUAUAAUUCUUAAAAUACUUCAUGCAAUAAAUUCUGUAUUUAAAAAUCUAGUAUUAUUGUUCAUCGUUAAAUUAUUUAUUGUACAAAAAAAGUUUAAUAAAUAAUUGUACCGGAUAGCUAUGAUAGUGACAACUUUCAAUAGAUUAGUAAAAUGUUACUUGUUCUUGCUUUGGGUAAACGGUUUGGUAAUAUUACACUGGGACCAAUAGAUUAAACGGCGAUCAUAAUUAUACAAUGUUAAUGGUUGUAUGUGAAAAAUAAUUUAAGUUAAAAAAAUGUUUUUAUACCAUUCUUUAAAUUAAAUAUGUAUUAAUUGAAUACCAUAAAUGAAAAUUAAAAAAUCCUUUUUCGAGACACUUAGAUAAGUAGAUAUAUUGUACAAUGACUAAUGAGCUUUAUAAUGUUAACUUUUUUUUAAGUAUACAUAAUAAAAUCCACACAACAUUAAUAUGUUUUCAUUGUGCUUUGAUAACUUUAUUUCUUCAAUUUUUAUAAUCUUAAAUAUUCUUUAUAAAACUACUUAUAAUGUAGUUUUUAUAAUUUAUUGUAAUUUUUUUUUUCAUUUUUCUUAUGUAAAUUAUUAUUAAACAACUUAUUAAAAAGUUGUGUAGAAAAAUUAUGUUGUACAAAAUAAUCGAUGAGUAAAUCAAAUACUUGUAAAUAACAAUAAAAAUAAUGUUUUUUUG